CUCGCCCCACUGGAUUUGCAUGUGAAUGGGGACCCUGGGCGCUGCUCCACCACCCCGUUUAAAGUUUGUUUCCGCGGUGGCGUGCGGGGCUCCGGUUUUCCAGUCUAUGCAAGAAAUGUGAAGCUCCGUCCGGGUGCGUGUCCCCCGGCUCCUGGUGGUGUCAAUCCGGAGCUGGCCUCCGUCCGGUGGGCUGCCCGGCGAGCGGUGGGCGCUGGGUCUGGCUUCUCCUCUCCCUGCCUUUGCCGGGCUGGCGGUCCCUCCCUCCGUUCCUACAUGCGCUGGAAUGAUGAUUGCCAACACCCGCGGCUUCCUGUGGUCCGACCUGGAGACCCAAGCCCUCCUGGGUAUCUGGGGCGAAGCGGACGUGCAGUCCGCACUGGACGGGAACUUUCGGAACAGCCAUGUGUACCGGGACGUGGCCUGCCGGCUGGCCCAGGUGGGCUUCGACCGGACCCCGGAGCAGUGCCGCAUCCGCAUCAAGGGCUUGAAGCGCCAGUACUACCAGGCGAAGGACGGGCUGCCCAAGGGCGGGCCUGCGCGCAAGGCCUGCAAGUUCUUCGACGAGAUGGACAGCAUCCUGGGCGCCCGCGCUGCCGCCGGUGGCCCCGCGCCCCCUCGGGCAGGCCCCGCUCCGGAAGAGGAGACGAGCCGGGAGCAGGCAGCGGAGAAGGCCUUGACCGGCGAGGGUUCUUCCUUCACCGGGCAUCCAGUCAAGGUGGAGUGUGCCCCCUUCGCCAUCCCGGUGCCGCCUGGCCACGGCUUUAAGCAUAUCGGUGCUCAGACCAGCACACCUCAUCUCUCUCAACCAAAAAGACCCAAAAAGCGCCACACCAGUAUACCUCUGGACAAGAUGAUGGGGAAGCUUUUACAGCAAAGUGUGGAUGCGGAAGAGAAGUUCUUCCGGUACGAAGAGCAGAGGCUGAAAAUGGAGGACAAGCACCGAGAGACGGAGCGAGCCCGAGAGCUGCAGAUGCUGCAGAUGUUGGGGCAAGUGUUGGCUGGGAUUUCCUCCGCUGUCUCCCAGAGGGCGCAGCCCAGGCCUGCCAGCCCACCACAGCAGCGGACACACCACCGGGCGUACGGAGAUGACAUUACUUUUAAUGCUAUGACCGCAGCUCUUUCUCCUCCCCUAGUUUUAGAGAGAGCAUUUUCCCUCCAUAAAGGGCAUUCCGUAAAGGAUAUGGAAACUACUUUUCAGCUGGUGCGAAAUAUUAUACCUCCUCUAACUACCAAAAAGCACAAAGGACAAGAUGGAAGAAUAGGCAUAAUUGGAGGCUGUCAAGAGUACACUGGAGCCCCAUAUUUUGCAGCAAUCUCAGCUCUCAAAGUGGGCGCAGAUUUGACCCACGUGUUCUGUACCAAGGAGGCCGCACCUGUGAUUAAGUCUUACAGCCCGGAGCUGAUCGUUCACCCCGUUCUAGACAGCGCCACUGCUGUGCGAGACGUGGAGACGUGGCUGCCCCGGCUGCACACCCUGGUCGUGGGGCCCGGCUUGGGCCGAGACGAUGCUCUUCUACAGAAUGUCAAGGGCAUUUUGGAAAAAUCGAAGGCCAAGGGUGUCCCCCUCGUCGUGGAUGCGGACGGCUUGUGGCUGAUCGCACAGCAGCCGAGCCUCAUCCAAGGCUACCCGAAGGCCGUUCUGACCCCCAACUACAUGGAGUUCAGCAGGCUCUAUGAAGCUGUGCUUAGAGAUCCCGUAGACAGCAACGAUCAUCACGGAGCCGUGCUGCGUCUCAGCCAAGCCCUGGGGAACCUGACCAUUGUUCAGAAAGGAGAGCGAGAUGUGAUCUCAGACGGCGAGCAGGUGCUCGUGUGCAGUCAAGAAGGCAGCAGCCGCAGGUGUGGCGGGCAAGGCGACCUUCUCUCAGGCUCCCUGGGCGUCCUGGUGCACUGGGCGCUGCUGGCCGGCUCGGAGAAAACAAACGGUUUGAACCCGCUUCUGGUGGCUGCAUUUGGCGCCUGUGCCCUCACCAGGCAGUGCAACAAGCAGGCCUUUCAGAAGUCCGGCCGCUCCACCACCACCACGGACAUGAUCGCAGAGGUGGGGCCGGCCUUCAAGAAACUCUUUGAAACCUGAGCAAGCUGCCAACAGAAGGGGGGG
Molecule: messenger RNA, 2101 nt
Organism: Echinops telfairi (small Madagascar hedgehog)
Lineage: Eukaryota; Metazoa; Chordata; Mammalia; Afrosoricida; Tenrecidae
Gene: NAXD
Product: NAD(P)HX dehydratase
Exons: 11
Coding region: 284-2077 (597 amino acids)
Biological process (GO): metabolite repair
Molecular function (GO): ATP-dependent NAD(P)H-hydrate dehydratase activity
Source: RefSeq, a predicted model, not a curated record